Molecule: messenger RNA, 3738 nt
Organism: Paramuricea clavata
Lineage: Eukaryota; Metazoa; Cnidaria; Anthozoa; Malacalcyonacea; Plexauridae
Source: the annotation of a GenBank genome assembly
GUUCCUGGGGGUGAGAACAAGGUACCUGGCGGUGAGGAAAAGGUUCCUGGCGGUGAGGACAAGGUUCCUGGCAGUGAGGACAAGGUUCCUAGCGGUGAGGACAAGGUUCCUGGCGGUGAGGACAAGGUUCCUGGCGGUGAGGACAAGGUUCCUGGCGGUGAGGACAAGGUUCCCGGCGGUGAUGACAAGGUUCCUGGCAGAGGGGCCAAGGUUCCUGGGGGUGAGAACAAGGUACCUGGCGGUGAGGAAAAGGUUCCUGGCGGUGAGGACAAGGUUCCUGGCAGUGAGGACAAGGUUCCUAGCGGUGAGGACAAGGUUCCUGGCGGUGAGAACAAUGUUCCUGGCGCUGAGGACAAUGUUCCUGGCGGUGAGAACAAGGUUCCUGGCUGUGAGGACAAGGUUCCUGGCGGUGAGGACAAGGUUCCCGGCGCUGAGGACAAGGUUCCCGGCGGUGAAGACAAGGUUCCCGGCAGUAAGGAUUGGUUUCCGGCGGUGAGGACAAUGUUCCUAGUGCUGUGGACAAGGUUCCUGGUGCUGAGGACAAGGUUCCUGGUGCUGAGGACAAGGUUGCUGGCGCUGAGGACAAGGUUCCUGGCGCUGAGGACAAGGUUCCUGGAGGUGAGGACAAGGUUCCUGACACUGAGGACAUGGUACCUGGCAGUAAGGACAAGGUUCCUGGCGGUGAGGACAAUGUUCCUGGCGCUGAGGACAAUGUUCCUGGCGGUGAGAACAAGGUUCCUGGCGGUGAGGACAAUGUUCCUGGCGGUGAGGACAAGGUUCCUGGCACUGAGGACAAGGUUCCUGGCGCUGAGGACAAGCUUCCUGGCACUGAGGACAAGGUUCCUGGUGCUGAGGACAAGGUUCCUGGCGCUGAGGACAAGGUUCCUGGCGGUGAGGACAAGGUUCCUGGCGGUGAGCACAAGGUUCCUGACGGUGAGCACAAGGUUCCCGGUGCUGAGGACAAGGUUCCUAGUGCUGAGGACAAGGUUCCUGGUGCUGAGGACAAGGUUCCUGGCGGUGAGGACAAGGUUCCUGGCGGUGAGGACAAGGUUCCUGGCGCUGAGGACAAGGUUCCUGGCGCUGAGGACAAGGUUCCUGGCGAUGAGGACAAGGUUCCUGGCGGUGAGGACAACGUUCCUGGCACUGAGGACAAGGUUCCUGGCGGUGAGGACAAGGUUCCUGGCGGUGAGGACAAGGUUCCUGGCGGUGAGGACAAGGUUCCUGCCACUGAGGACAAAGUUCCUGGCGGUGAGGACAAGGUUCCUGGAGGUGAGGACAAGGUUCCUGACACUGAGGACAUGGUACCUGGCAGUGAGGACAAGGUUCCUGGCGCUGAGGACAAGGUUCCUGGCGCUGAGGACAAGGUUUCUGGCGCUGAGGACAAGGUUCCUGCCGCUGAGGACAAGGCUCCUUGCAGUGAGGACAAGGUUCCGGGCGGUGAGGACAAGGUUCCCGGCGCUGAGGACAAGGUUCCCGCCGGUGAUGACAAGGUUCCCGGCGGUGAGGAUUGGUUCCCGGCGGUGAGGACAAUGUUCCUAGUGCUGAGGACAAGGUUCCUGGUGCUGAGGACAAGGUUCCUGGAGGUGAGGACAAGGUUCCUGACGCUGAGGACAAUGUUCCUGGCGCUGAGGACAAUGUUCCUGGCGGUGAGAACAAGGUUCCUGGCGGUGAGGACAAUCUUCCUGGCGGUGAGGACAAUGUUCCUGGCGGUGAGGACAAGGUUCCUGGCACUGAGGACAAGGUUCCUGGCACUGAGGACAAGGUUCCUGGCGCUGAGGACAAGGUUCCUGUAGGUGAGGACAAGGUUCCUGACGCUGAGGACAAGGUACCUGGCGGUGAAGACAAGGUUCCUGGCACUGAGCACAAGGUUCCUGCCACUGAGGACAAGGUUCCUGGAGGUGAGGACAAGGUUCCUUACGCUGAGGACAAGGUACCUGGCGGUGAGGACAAGGUUCCUGGCGCUGAGGACAAGGUUCCUGACGCUGAGGACAAGGUACCUGGCGGUGAGGACAAGGUUCCUGGCUGUGAGGACAAGGUUCCUGGCGGUGAGGACAAGGUUCCUGGCGGUGAGGACAAGGUUCCUGGCGCUGAGGACAAGGUUCCUGCCGCUGAGGACAAGGUUCCAGGCGGUGAGCACAAGGUUCCUGGCGGUGAGGACAAGGUUCCUGGCGGUGAGGACAAGGUUCCUGCGGUGAUGACAAGGUUCCUGCCGCUGAGGACAAGGUUCCUGGCGGUGAGUACAAGGUUCCUGGCGGUUAAGACAAGGUUCCUGGCGGUGAGGACAACGUUCCUGGCACUGAGGACAAGGUUCCUGGCGGUGAGGACAAGGUUCCUGGCGGUGAGGACAAUGUUCCUGGCGCUGAAGACAAUGUUCCUGGCGGUGAGAACAAGGUUCCUGGCUGUGAGGACAAGGUUCCUGGCGGUGAGGACAAGGUUCCCGGCGCUGAGGACAAGGUUCCCGGCGGUGAAGACAAGGUUCCCGGCAGUAAGGAUUGGUUCCCGGCGGUGAGGACAAUGUUCCUAGUGCUGAGGACAAGGUUCCUGGUGCUGAGGACAAGGUUCCUGGUGCUGAGGACAAGGUUCCUGGCGCUGAGGACAAGGUUCCUGACGCUGAGGACAAGGUUCCUGGAGGUGAGGACAAGGUUCCUGGAGGUGAGGACAAGGUUCCUGACACUGAGGACAUGGUACCUGGCAGUGAGGACAAGGUUCCUGGCGGUGAGGACAAGGUUCCUGGCGGUGAAGACAAGGUUCCCGGCAGUAAGGAUUGGUUCCCGGCGGUGAGGACAAUGUUCCGAGUGCUGAGGACAAGGUUCCUGGUGCUGAGGACAAGGUUCCUGGUGCUGAGGACAAGGUUCCUGGCGCUGAGGACAAGGUUCCUGGCACUGAGGACAAGGUUCCUGGAGGUGAGGACAAGGUUCCUGACACUGAGGACAUGGUACCUGGCAGUGAGGACAAGGUUGCUGGCGGUGAGGACAAGGUUCCUGGCGGUGAGGACAAUGUUCCUGGCGCUGAGGACAAUGUUCCUGGCGCUGAGGACAAUGUUCCUGGCGGUGAGAACAAGGUUCCUGGCGGUGAGGACAAUGUUCCUGGCGGUGAGGACAAGGUUCCUGGCACUGAGGACAAGGUUCCUGGCACUGAGGACAAGGUUCCUGGCGCUGAGGACAAGGUUCCUGGCGCUGAGGACAAGGUUCCUGGCGCUGAGGACAAGGUUCCUGGCGGUGAGGACAUGGUUCCUGGCGGUGAGGACAAGGUUCCCGGCGGUGAAGACAAGGUUCGCGGCAGUAAGGAUUGGUUCCCGGCGGUGAGGACAAUGUUCCUAGUGCUGAGGACAAGGUUCCUGGUGCUGAGGACAAGCUUCCUGGCACUGAGGACAAGGUUCCUGGCGCUGAGGACAAGGUUCCUGGCGCUGAGGACAAGGUUCCUGGCGCUGAGGACAAGGUUCCUGGCGCUGAGGACAAGGUUCCUCACGCUGAGGACAAGGUUCCUCACGUUGAGGACAAGGUUCCUCACGCUGAGGACAAGGUUCCUCACGUUGAGGACAAGGUUCCUCACGCUGAGGACAAGGUUCCUGGCGCUGAGGUCAAGGUUCCUGGCGCUGAGUACAAGGUUCCUGGCGCUGAGUACAAGGUUCCUGGCGCUGAGGACAAGGUUCCUGGCGCUGAGGACAAGGUUCCUGGCGCUGAGGACAAGGUUCCUCACGUUGAGGACAAGGUUCCUCACGUUGAGGACAAUGUCUAA